GAAAAGGAAAGCAAGUACUAAUAAGUAGAAUGAGGCACCUUUCUUUCUCUUUAUUUUUCUAUUAAUUUUUGAAAAAAAUAUAUGGGCAUGCAGCCCGCGAACCGCGGCCCACAGUCUAGAUGGGUGUGGUAUGUUUUGGGCGUGGUCUGAUAUCAAUCAGCACAUGACUUUAUGGGAGAUUGAGUUGCGCAAUCAAUCAAAUGAUAUGCUGCACAAGAUUGUUAUCCUCAUCAACUUUCUUUUUCUUUCGAGCAUGCAUGUAGUAACACGCAGUCUUACCCUGAGUUAAUCAUCUUGUAAAUGUUACACUCUUUGGUACUGGUGGCCGUGGGGUGACCGUAAUGUAAAAUGGCCUCUUCUAAAACUAAAAGAUUCGAAGAUGACGCAAAAGUGAUUGAUUUUAUAAAGCUCUUCCCGUCGCUCAAAAUAACAGACGAUGCUUUCAGCAAAGCUAAGAAGGUAAAAUGCAGUUUGACUGGUCAUGAAUUGCCAUGCAGACUUGCUGAACUGGAGAAGUACACCAAUGGCAAGAGGUUCAAGACUGCUCAGGACAGAGACAAAGACAAGUUUGAACAGUACAAGCCACACAUCGUUCCUAGUACCAAGAAAGGAAGAGAGAAUCAGUUGUUUUGCACACUGACUGUGCGUCACAUCAACCGUGUACCAGCUCAUGUGGAACGUCAUGUCAAUGGAAGGAGGUACAAGAAAGCCCUGGAAAAAUAUGAAGAAUGCCAGAGACAAGGUAUCAAAUUUAAGCCUCUUGCACGGAGCAAGAAGAAAGAGAGUGAUUCUGAUAUCAAGAAGUAUAGCCAUCAUGCCGACAGUGAUACCAGUGAUUCAGAAGAUGAGUCAGAUGACAGUAUGAGUGAUUUAUACCCUCGAGAAUAUUUUGAGAGAUUGCAAGAUGGAGGAGAAGGAGAAGAUGAUGAUGACUCUGAUUUUGAUAUCGAGAACAAUGACUGUGGAUUAAGUACUCAAAAUGAAUCUAAACCUACACCUAGUGGUCAAGCUAAACGAAAGAAUAAAUCAAAGAAAGGAGGAAGAAGAAAGUUUGCCAAAACUCAAUCAACACAUUUAUCACAGAAUGGAAUGACUGAAAAGAAGGGGAAAAGGAGAAAAGGGACUGGUAUGACAUGAUUUUUAAUAGAAAGUUCAUCUGAUAUCUGUUGCCAUUUACUACAUUUGCACAAUUUUUUUAUGUUGAAAUAAGCAGAACAUUAUUCCCAGGAGUAAUUAUGAACAUACUUGUUUUGGAAGCAGAAGGUGGAGAAGAUGAAGAAGAAAUUGGAGGGAGGCAGACUAAUUAAUUGUUUAGGAGCAAAGUGGAGCAUAAGUGAGUCCUAUGAAAAACUUUUUUUAUAUAUAUAAAAAUAGGUGUAUAUAAAUCUUAAAAGGAAUAUCAAUGCAAUAUGAAAAAUAAUAAUUAUGGCAAUUUGAAUAUAUUUAGAUUGCAAAACCAAAGUCCUUAAAUUGACCCAUCUAUCAAUGUUGAGUUAUCCAAGACCCCUAUACUUUUUUCAAAGAUGCAUUGUUGUUAGUUAAAAGAAAGUAUAUGUGAUUGGUAAAAUCAUGACAGGUCUUGAUACUUGUGACUUACUGGUCAAACAUUCCCCUCAAAGUAAACAAUAAAUUGUGUUUUAGACAAAAUCUUGCAAUUGAAAUGGCUGGUCAGAUGUUUGCUCUCAGCCAAUCAUUUGAAUAUACUGUGACAAUAUUUCAAGGCUUCUCAAUGGUGCUCAAAUCUACCUACUUUCAUCUAUGUGUUUCAUAUCUGAGGGUGGUUAACAAAGUAUGACUUUAAUCCACACUUGAAUUCCUAGUUGUGUUAGGUAUAUAACAAUGCUCAAGUGAAACUUGGUACUGCUAAAUUAUCAAAGAAAUUUAACAAUAAAUUCACUUGUGCAGUGGCAGUUAAGUGUGCAUGCAGUUGAUAGGUCUGUGUAUUAGUAUGCAAGUGGGCAGUGAUCAAAUCCCCCCUCUACACUAUCUCAUGAAUCGCAAGACUGCCUAUCUGGUAAAAUUUAAUCAAUUUAUUUUUCAAGUAUGGUUCAAUGAUAAUCCACCAUUGAAAGCAGUUUCAAUAUGUUUCAUAUGAGUCCAUUUAAUUUUAUCACUUUUUUUAAAGGAAGUUAUUUUUCCCCCAGAAGAUGCAUCCAAACAGAAUUUGCUUCAUCUAUUUUCUCUUAUUUUUCAAAACGUUUGAUUUUCACUUUAUUAUAAAGCCGAAAGGCUGUACUUUUUUACAAUGCCAUUCUGAAUGUGCAUCACCUUUUAACUGAGUCAAGAUCACACAUUUCCCCACCAAUAUACAAGACUUUUUUUGGGGGGGGGGGAGGAGGUGCCAUGGCUGAGUGGUAUAAGGCUCCUGACUAGAUAUUUGAAAGUCCAGGGUUUGAUCCCCAGCCCAAGGCACCUAUGCCAGUGAGCAAGGCAUUCAAUCUACAGUGCUCUUUUAUCCUAAAUUCAAAUAAAUGGAAAAGACUUGUUUGAAAUAGUUUUUUAUCCCAAACAGAGUGGAAUCCAAUGUUCUGACUCUUUAGGGUGUGUGACCUCACAAGUAGCAGAGCAAACAAUUGGUGUGGAUUAGAUGACCCUAAUGGGGUGUUGCAAGAAAUUUGGGUUUGAUUGCAAGCUUCUUACUAGCAAUGCAAAUUCAAUUGGCGAUUGAUUACAACUUAAAGUCGGUCCAGAGCAGCUGCAAAUUUGUAGUUGAUUUUCAAUCAAUUGCACCUCAAACUUACUUGCAACACCCCAUAAAUCUAAAGAUUUAUUUUUCCUUCUGCAACAAUACACCCCAAUAAAAGUAAAUAAAGAUGUAGAAAACCAAUGACCAAAUUAAAGGAGAUGUAAUGAUCUUCAUUCAGCUAAUUAAUUAUGCAAGAUCUGUCCUUGCCAUGCAUUGGAUCAAAGAAUCCACUUUUGAGGACCUUCCUACUGACUGGUAUGAUUUAAGUCGCACCUUAUUCUGUGUUUAAAAAAAAGAAUGGACCUUUAGAUCUGUAUUGCAAUGUUAGUGCAAUGUUCGUAAUAUUUGUCUCGCUCCUUGUUGGAUGUCCUUGAGUGAUAUAAAAAUGAAAGUUGUCACUGUCUUAAAUUUAUGCGUGCAAAUGAAUUAAAUGUAAUCAUUUCAUAACUGGAAUGAUUGAAACAAGAUAUAA
Molecule: messenger RNA, 3158 nt
Organism: Lytechinus pictus (painted urchin)
Lineage: Eukaryota; Metazoa; Echinodermata; Echinoidea; Temnopleuroida; Toxopneustidae
Product: surfeit locus protein 2-like
Exons: 6
Coding region: 349-1137 (262 amino acids)
Source: RefSeq, a predicted model, not a curated record